CUGUGCAACGGGGAUUUUAACUAAAAUCAGUCUCCAGGACCCUGCACCCCCAACUCCACUCCUCCCGCCCUCCAAGCCCCGGUAAGGGGAGGAGCCGAAAACUGGAAAGAGAAAACGGUCCCCGGCUGUCGACUGAGGGUCUCCGCGCAGGGAUGGAGCUGAGAGCGCUGCAGUGGCUCUGGCUGCUCUGCGGCGGCUGUUGCUGCUUCGGCCGCGGCGCAGGCCCCGGCUCCACGUUUCCCCGGACCCGGCCUCGGAGCCGCGAGCGAGAGGCAGCCGCCUUCCGGGAAAGCCUUAAACGACAUCAACACUUGAAUUCUUUAUUUCCAUAUGAAAACUCCACUGCCUUCUAUGGAAUAAAUCAGUUUUCUUACUUGUUUCCUGAAGAGUUUAAAGCUAUCUAUUUAAGAAGCAGUUCUUUCAGAUUUCCCAGAUACACAGCAGAAGUACAAAUUCCAAUACCCAACAUAUCGUUGCCAUUAAGAUUUGACUGGAGAGACAAACAUGUUGUAACUCAAGUGAGAAACCAGCAGAUGUGUGGAGGAUGCUGGGCCUUCAGUGUAGUAGGGGCAGUGGAAUCUGCAUGUGCAAUAAAAGGGGAAGCUUUGGAAGAUCUAAGUGUACAGCAGGUCAUCGACUGUUCAUACAAUAAUUACGGCUGCAAUGGAGGCUCUACUGUCAAUGCUUUGAACUGGUUAACUAAGAUGCAAGUAAAACUGGUGAGAGAUUCAGAAUACCCAUUUAAAGCACAAAAUGGCUUGUGCCAUUAUUUUUCUGGUUCACAUUCUGGAUUUUCAAUCAAAGGUUAUUCUGCAUAUGACUUCAGUGACCAAGAAGACGAAAUGGCAAAAGCACUUCUUAUGUUUGGCCCUUUGGUGGUUAUAGUAGAUGCAGUGAGCUGGCAAGAUUAUCUGGGAGGAAUAAUACAGCAUCACUGCUCUAGUGGAGAAGCAAAUCAUGCAGUUAUCAUAACCGGGUUUGAUAAAACAGGAAGUAUUCCAUAUUGGAUAGUGCGGAACUCCUGGGGGAGUUCAUGGGGAGUAGAUGGCUAUGCCCAUGUUAAAAUGGGAGCUAAUAUUUGUGGUAUUGCAGAUACUGUUUCUGCUGUAUUUGUGUGAUAUGUAGGUUGGAUCAAGAAACAGCUACAAAAAUGAAGCUUUUCAUAAUGAUAUGGAAUAUAUGCAUUAUUCAUCUUUAGGCUUCAGCAACCACCCACAGAAGAUUCUAGAACCUAGUAGUUGGGAUAGGAGACUGGGAAAACUGAGCAGAGUACUUUAAAUACUUAGCUGUGUAGUGUUCCCUCUUAUAGAGAGUCGGACACCCAAAGUCAGUUGGAGGAACAUCGGCACUGUUUCCUGGGGGGGGGGGGAUCUGUGAAACAUCUUACGUUCUUCCAACUUGAAAAGUCUAUUAUUUGUUCUUGUUUAUUUGUUUGUUGUUUUCAUUUAUUUUUAAUGAGAUGCUUCUGGUAGGAUCAAAGAAGCAAUAAGAAUUUCUUUUCCUUCUUGGCAUUGUAAUCUCCAGCAUCAGUUUACUUCUGUAUUCAGGAAGAGGCAACUCGGAGUUUUGUGUGCCUGUCACAAUUAUAUUAGCAGUUCUCAGAGAUGGAGUAUCUUAAGGAGUUUGAAAUACCACUUGCUUUACCUCAAAUAAAUGUUGCUAACCUCUUGAAGUAUAGAGAGAUUAUGUGGAAAGAAAUAUAAAGGCAAAAUGAAUUCUUUAGAGAAACAAAUUGAUUGAAAUUAAGUUACCACUAUGGGGACUAUAUAAUGAGAAACUUUACUGCACUACCUGAAAAACAACAAACAACAUUGUGUGGAAAUUUCCACUAAUGAUAGCGUAAUCAUAGAUUUAAUUUCUCACUUGAUUCUCCCUCUUUUGGGGAAUAAUAAUAUGUGUUCCCACUGUUCCUUCUCUUUCUCUUUACUGCAUAAUCUCUAAAUUUUCCUAGCAGUUUGGUUUUUAUGGUUGAAGAAUUAAAUCUCCUUGCUUACUUUCCGUUUCAAUUUUCUAACCGUUUAUUUGGCCCCCUUUUCCUACAAGCCUCUUAUCAACACCAGGAUCUCACCUUUCUCUUCCUCUCAUCAGUCUUAGAGUCCACUCCUUUCAAAAUCCAAUCUCUUAACCUCAGUUAACAUGUGAAACCUGAAGUUCUGCUCAGUUUUCCCAGUCUCCCAUCCCAACUGCUUCUUUGUACAGCCUCUGUCUUCCACCUGGCUCCUGGUUCUUAAUGCCUGUGUUCUCUCUUGCCUCAUUAAUUGCAUAAGUGAUUUCCAGCUUCUAUGCCAUGAUCACUGUUCUUGUACAAGUCUGAUUAAUAUAUAUUCUCAGCAGUGAAAAACAGUCUUGUGUACAUAGAAGAGUCACUGCCCUGCUUAUGCCCUGGCCCCAGGAAGCAAGCCACUACACAUGUGACAGUAAGACCUCGAAGAAAAACAGCUGAUCCUUGAUUUAAAUAGAAGUGUGACCAGAUUGAAUGAGUCCAUAUAAAUAAACCAAAUAGAAUACUACGUAUGAAAUAGUUCUUCUCUAAAAUUCAUGGUUGUGUUUUAAUGUAGAGGACCUUAACAAAAAUGAAAGCUUAAACGGAGCAACAAGUACUGAAAAAUUUUGAGGACAUCGUAUUUUUCCUCUCACAUUUGGCCUUUCCUUAUCUGUCUCUUUAUUAGAACAAAAACAAAACAAAACAGAACAAAAAAACACAAAAACAAGUGUUUAUUUUUCUUACACCAACCAGAAGCAAUCUCAGAAGAAUGUGUUCAGAUUUCAGAUGUUCUGGGACGAUAAAUGUUAACAUUUUAAAUAAUACAUAUUUUAGUUUUUCAAGCAUGCUGGAAAGGAACUAUGUCCUGUUGUUCUGGUUCGUGAUGGAUACAUGUGAAUGCUACUCUUGAGUUUUUGUGUCAGUUGCUAACUUUCUCUGUGAUACAAAUGCUUUUGUAAAUACUCUAUCAAAUGCUAAAGGAUUUUUAAAUUUCAAAAUGAGAAAUACCUCUCAGAUGUUCUGUUUUUUACUGAAAUUUAUAAUAAAACAACCUAUACUUAUCCUUGA
This is a messenger RNA of Choloepus didactylus (southern two-toed sloth), 3052 nucleotides long. It is a transcript of the gene CTSO, whose product is annotated as cathepsin O. Lineage: Eukaryota; Metazoa; Chordata; Mammalia; Pilosa; Megalonychidae. Gene Ontology annotation, cellular component: lysosome. Bases 153 to 1118 code for a protein of 321 amino acids. The record is from RefSeq and is a predicted model, not a curated record. Gene Ontology annotation, molecular function: cysteine-type endopeptidase activity. The transcript is spliced from 8 exons.